Malaclemys terrapin pileata is the source of this 2210-nucleotide messenger RNA. RefSeq names its product zinc finger DHHC-type palmitoyltransferase 3 (gene ZDHHC3). The record is from RefSeq and is a predicted model, not a curated record. Gene Ontology annotation, molecular function: protein-cysteine S-palmitoyltransferase activity. Gene Ontology annotation, biological process: peptidyl-L-cysteine S-palmitoylation; protein targeting to membrane. Bases 420 to 1319 code for a protein of 299 amino acids. Gene Ontology annotation, cellular component: endoplasmic reticulum; Golgi apparatus. Lineage: Eukaryota; Metazoa; Chordata; Testudines; Emydidae. The transcript is spliced from 7 exons.
GGGAGAGGGCGUGACACUUCUCCGCGCUGCUCACUUCCUGGUCUCUCUCCCUCCCAGUAGGACUAGGGGCAGCUCGGGUAGCCACUGACGCCUCCUGCUGCAGUAGCAGCUCCGGGGCGUCGCGCGCUUGGCGUCCCAGGCUCGCGAGGCGAAUGGAACGUUGCGUUGGGCGACGGAACGUUGACCCGGGUGGCGGCGAGGUCCUGAACGGGGGUGGCGGCGGCAGCGGGCGGGCUGGACCAGCAGCAGCUGCGGGGACCGGCGGCGACGGCUUCUUAUGCGGCUCCCUUUCUGCAGCCUGGAAUCUUCUACAUGCUUCUCAUACCGUUAUGCAGAAGGAGCUUUCUGAGUUUCAUUUGUAAAGCAGAAGACGACUAUUUUUGAUUCUUUUUCACAUGCAAGUAUGGACAUUAUAAUCUAUGAUGAUUACUCCAAUCCACCGCUUCAGAGAUAUUGAGAGGAAACCUGAAUACCUCCAGCCAGACAAGUGUGUUCCACCUCCUAGCCAUAGUUCCUUGGGAACAAUGUGGUUUAUUCGAGAUGGCUGUGGUAUUGCAUGUGCUGUUGUUACCUGGAUGCUUGUCUUCUAUGCAGACUUUGUAGUCCUUCUUGUUAUGUUAGUUCCAUCAAGAGACUAUAUUUAUAGUGUGAUCAAUGGGAUAUUGUUCAACAUGUUGGCUUUCCUGGCUUUGGCUUCACAUUUUCGAGCUAUGCUAUCAGAUCCGGGUGCUGUGCCCAAAGGUAAUGCCACAAAAGAAUUCAUUGAGAGCUUACAGCUGAAGCCAGGACAGGUUGUUUAUAAGUGUCCAAAAUGCUGUAGCAUCAAACCAGACAGAGCACAUCACUGCAGUGUUUGCAAGAGGUGUAUUCGGAAAAUGGAUCAUCACUGUCCAUGGGUUAAUAACUGUGUAGGAGAGAAUAACCAGAAGUACUUUGUACUGUUUACAAUGUAUAUAGCACUAAUUUCCAUGCAUGCCCUAAUCAUGGUGGGAUUUCACUUCCUGUAUUGCUUUGAAGAAGACUGGACAAAAUGCAGCUCCUUCUCUCCACCAACUACAGUGAUCCUUCUUAUCCUCUUGUGUUUUGAGGCUCUCUUGUUUCUCAUCUUCACAUCUGUAAUGUUUGGGACCCAGGUACACUCCAUCUGCACUGAUGAAACGGGAAUAGAACAAUUGAAAAAGGAAGAGAGAAGAUGGGCUAAAAAAACAAAAUGGAUGAACAUGAAAGCAGUAUUUGGCCAUCCGUUCUCUAUAGCAUGGCUUAGCCCAUUUGCUACUCCAGACCAAGGAAAGGCAGACCCAUACCAGUAUGUGGUCUGAAGAAUUUCCACUAAAAUAAAACCACAUUUCAGCACUACUGUUGUAUAAUUUUUAUAUGAAUGUUUAAAACAAAACGUAAAACAGAAACUCUUUUUAUGUCUAUUAAAGGCUGUUCGUUGCAGAGAAAAAAAAAAAAGCCCUGUAUUCUGCAAUUUUAGAUAAUACUAUGUCUCUGGUGGCUGAAGUGUCUUCUUUUUUUUCUGUUUUUUUUUGUUUUGUUUUGUUUAACUUGUUAACUUUACUGGCCUUUGUUUCUAUCUGCUUCCUGUAUGGCAUAAUUAAUGUGAAGGAGACCCUCUUUCUCUGUUGUGCCUGUCUCUGCUAACCGAGUAGACUGUAAUGCUGUCUCUAGACUGUGAGGGUAUCUGUGUAAGUGCCAACAGUGCCAUCUUCCUACACAGAUAUCUUUGGACUUCCUAAUGGUGUGUACAGCUCUGACUGGGCAAUGAGUUUCUUUCAUAAAAGAGGACGUUAGCUGAGAAAUAGACACUUUGCUUACUGAACAUUGAAAGGUGGAAGAUGAGGGUGUGAUGCUGUGCAAGAGCCAAUUAAUAGUGUGGUCACAUGCAGUUAAAGUAUUUAAAACAAAUGUUGCCAAUACCACCUUUUUUGUUUCCAGAGACAAAACCGAUUCCAUCUUUCUGGCAUUCUUUUGUCUGCUCCCUCCCUUGUAAGUAGGAAACGUUUCCCCUCUAGGGAAAAUAUGGCAACUUUGGUGGAAGACUCUCUUAAUUAAAUGCCUUACACUUAGAGGAAAAAAGAAAUUUCAUUUUAAAACUCUUAGGAUCAUCUUUCAGAGUAACAGCCGUGUUAGUCUGUAUCCGCAAAAAGAAGAACAGGAGUACUUGUGGCACCUUAGAGACUAACAAAUUUAUUAGAGCAUAAGCUUUC